Molecule: messenger RNA, 1728 nt
Organism: Toxorhynchites rutilus septentrionalis
Lineage: Eukaryota; Metazoa; Arthropoda; Insecta; Diptera; Culicidae
Gene: Dlish
Product: SH3 domain-containing protein Dlish
Exons: 3
Coding region: 298-1440 (380 amino acids)
Molecular function (GO): protein binding
Source: RefSeq, a predicted model, not a curated record
CGAAACGAGAAACUAUUUGUUUACCGAGUUGUGCCAUAUUCUUCCACUUGUAAUUGCUUACAGCGAAGACAAAAACAAAAUAUGACUCAGGGAAAGUGGAUAAAUGUGGUAAUGAAUCGAUCAAGUGCAUAUUUCUGUGUUCAUUAUUCGAUAUGAUAACACUCUAUCGAUCAGUCGUCUACAAAAAGCAUGGUUACGGACCACUAUCCACCAUAAACUUUUCGGGUGGUGGCACAUUUUUCGCAAAUAAUCCGUAAAUAAUCGUAACAUGGUUGUUGGCUUCAUCUGCAGCCGUUUAUGGAAAUCCAAACCAUCGGAAGCGAUAUCGAUAAGGAUCUGUCUAGCAGCUUGGGAUUGAAUCAUGGAAUGGGUCGCAUCACCGGAUCGGCCAGUAUCGAAACACUGGUCCGUGUGGGAAUCGAAAAGGAGCAUGGUCUCAGUCCGGACAGCAAAAUGGUAGUUCUGCAUGAUUUCACGCCUUGUGUUGACGAUGAACUGGAAGUGAAGAGGGGUCAAAUCGUGAAUAUUCUGUACCGCGAGAAUGACUGGGUAUACAUCAUAGGUCAGGACACUCGCCAGGAAGGAUUUAUUCCUCAUUCGUACUGUGCACCCUUCAAUACUCAGCUAGCAGAUCUGGCUAUUAAGAAAAAGCUGCCACGAGUUGUUUCUGUGGGUCUGACAAAUAAUGACCUGACGGAAGGCAUCCCGGAUAUUAACAUCGAUGUGCUGGAUGACAAUUCACCCGGAUUGGUUGGAUUAACUAAUUCUUUGAAACACUCGCAGGCGAGUCUUAGUUCCGAGCCAGACUUCUUGCCAUUUUCCAAAGACCCAAGCGGUCGCUACAUUGUGCUUUACACCUUCAUUGCACGUGAUGAAAACGAUGUCUCUGUGGAACGAGGAGAAUUCGUUACAGUGCUGAAUCGCGAGGAUCCAGAAUGGUUUUGGAUAGUGAGGAGUGAUGGUCAGGAAGGUUUCAUACCGUCUGGAUUCGUUUAUCCAGCAGAGAACAUUCUGCAGGGCCAAACAAAACCAAAUCUUAGCGGCGGGAAUGUGGUCAACAAUAAUGUCAAUCCAGGCACCAAUGGUUCCCACACAAAUUUGACUCACAUGAACAAUGGCGUUACCAGUCUCGGGGGUAACGUUGGGUCUAAUUUAAACCCCACACAGCAGCAGCAGCAGCAGCAGCAGCAACAACAGCAAGCACAACAACCAGGAAUUGGUUCCGAUGAUUUGCGAUAUCACGGAACGGAACUCGUUAUGCUUUAUGACUAUAAGGCACAAGCACCAGACGAUUUGUCCGUACGACGUGGGGAUUGGAUAUAUGCCGAUUUGAACAACCAAACCGUAGACGGAUGGCUUUGGGCGUAUGCACCGAAAACCCGUAAAUAUGGCUUCAUUCCCAAAGCAUACGCUAGACCCCCGGCCAUGACCAGUUUGUAAGUUUAAGUAAAUUUGUUUUGAACGCGUAAUCUUCUUUUUAUCUAGUGUUAGUUCAUGAAAAUGCAAAUCGUUUUCCUCGUAAUUUUUAUCGCUCAAUAGUGAAACUGCUGGAAAAGUGAAAAGUUCUUCCAUUUUGAUAAAAAAAAUCUUUAGACUGUAAACUGAAGGUUGUAAAAUGUAACAGUACUUAAACAAAAUAUUAUAGAAGUUAAAUACUCCACUAGUUCGUAAGUAAUUUUAUUAUUUUAUGUCUACAAAUCAAAUAAAGGAAACAAUGUUUACAGAAAA